This is a messenger RNA of Staurois parvus, 482 nucleotides long. The record is from the annotation of a GenBank genome assembly. NCBI's taxonomy places the organism in Eukaryota, Metazoa, Chordata, Amphibia, Anura, Ranidae.
AAUCAUGCCCCAAACAUGUUAUUAUUUUUAACAUAGGCCUCUGUAUGGCCUUCAAUUUAAGCUGCUUACGCUUCGCCACUCUGCCAUGGGCCCCUGUACCGCCUCCUCUUGCUGCUGCCAGGUCCAGAGUGUGUCAUGGGUCCCUGUACGGCCUCCCAUUGCUGCUGUCUCCAUCGCCACACUCUGCCAUGUGCCACUUUCAGGCCUCCCAUUGCUGCUGCCAGGCCCGUAAUCUGCCAUGGGCCCCCGUACCGCCCCCUCAUGCUGCUGCCAGGUCCAGAGUGUCUCAUGGGUCCCUGUACGGCCUCCCAUUGCUGCUGUCUCCAUCGCCACACUCUGCCAUGUGCCACUUUCAGGUCUCCUCACACUGCUUGUGGGUUCCAUUUUGUCAUAGGGUGCUGGCAGAUUACGGGCCUCCCAUUGCUGCUGCCAGGCCCGUAAUCUGCCAUGGGCCCCCGUACCGACUCCUCAUGCUGCUGCCA